AAAAAAAUACAGUGUUGCCAAUCUGAGCUCGAAUGGUUUCGCGUUGCAGGUUCUGUAUUUCAGUGUUUAGUUCAAAACAGUUGUAAUUACAGCCGGAAAGUUAAACUUUCAGUUUCGUCUAGUAUCAUUAGAAUGAAUGUACUCUAUAUUAGACCGAUUACCGCUGUGAACAUCGGAACAAUCCGAUGAGAGUUAUGCGUUGAGCGGCGGUGCAACUCCACCUCAGCGCACAUUUUGCUGUGUUUGUGUGCAUGACGUCAAACUGUCAGCUGGUCAAUGUUUACAUCCAGAAUUUAGGUGACAUGUAUUGAGUGCUUCUGGGGCAAUACUUCGCACGACUGGUACUUUUAACAUCUUUUUACCAACUAGACAUUUGGAGAAACGUCGAUAAAACACUCCGUAUACGGUAGGCCUACAAGCAACAUUGUGAUUUCUUUGUCUGGUGCGGCUUGACCACAUUUGCCCUUCCUUGUUGUGCACUGCGUUCUUUGCACUCGACAAAUCAUCAAAGACAAAGUGCAGUGCAAAGAUGGGAGGGGCAGUGAGUGCGGGGGAAGACAAUGAUGAGUUGAUUGACAACCUGAAGGAGGCUCAGUACAUCCGUUCAGAGUUGGUAGAGAGUGCAUUCAGGGCCAUUGAUCGAGCUGACUACUACCUAGAGGAGUUCAGGGACAGCGCCUAUAAAGACCUAGCCUGGCGACAUGGCAACAUUCACCUCUCCGCCCCAUGUAUCUACUCUGAGGUGAUGGAGGCCUUAGACUUACAACCUGGAUUGUCCUUCCUUAAUCUGGGCAGUGGCACAGGCUAUCUCAGCACAAUGGUGGGCCUUAUACUGGGUCCAUUUGGAGUAAACCAUGGGGUUGAGCUGCAUACAGAUGUCAUUGAGUAUGCAUAUCAGAAACUGGAGUUCUUCAUUAAGACAAGUGACAGCUUUGACAGGUUUGAGUUCUGCGAGCCAUGCUUUGUGGCAGGAAAUUGUUUGGAGAUUGCCCCUGAGAGCCGUCAGUAUGACAGGGUGUACUGUGGAGCCGGUGUCCAGAAGGAACAUGAGGACUACAUGAAAAAUCUUUUGAAAAUAGGUGGAAUCCUUGUCCUACCCCUUGAGGAGAAGUUGACCAAGAUUACACGGACAAGCUACAAUAGCUGGGACACCAAGAAGAUCAUAGCAGUGUCUUUUGCCCCCCUGGUGCUGCCCAAACAUAGAGACAACAGUAAACCAAGAGCAGUGCCUUUACCCGCCAUGUUUGAGGUGAGGAAUCUGCAGGACUUGGCUCGUAUCUCCAUCCGUCAUACCCUGAAGCAGACAGUGGUGGGUGUAGGGGCGGGGCCUCUGCCCAGGAGGAGGUUAACACGUGGUGGUGGGGAAAGGCUCAGAAAGAGGCGGGCUCACCAGCGUGGUUCCACCUUACUUUCCAACCGCUACGUCUUUAUGAGCCGUCUGAUCCCUGAGCCCAUGGAUGACAACAACAACUUCUCUGACAGCGAAGAGGAGGGAGAGGACUGCAGGGCCAUAGCAGAGCCCAAGGAAGAGGAGGAGCUCGAUCAAGACGAAGAAGAGGAAGAGAGAAGGGAGGAUGGGGCUCUCUUGAUUGAAGCUCCAGUUAACCAGCUGAGAGAGAAGAUCUUGGGUCUGCCUCUCCCUGAGCCACUAAAGAUGUAUCUGUUGCACUACAGAGAAAAGUAAUGCAGGGCUCAAAGGCUAUGCAUUGCUGUUCCCUUACUCGUUCCCGUGCCCCGUCUGGAUUUGUUGUGGGAAAUGCAGAUCAAAUAGACUAGUAAUACUGAGUGGCUAUGAGUGUAAACCAUUUACCAGAGACAGUUCUCUUUCAAUUUGGAAGAUGAAGUGGGUUAGAAAAUUGGACAGCACCUUGAACUAUCCCCAGGCCUACAGCCCUUCCUUCCCCCUGAACACUGGAGUCCUCCCUCAUGUCACGGCACCAGCCACGUACGCUUCCCAUUCCCCUUGUUGUCUGACACAAGAGAAACUGCUCUCAUCUAGGUCCUAUUUCUUUUUGUGUUUAGAGAAUUUGAAUUUUUCCUAAAUGUUUAAUUGUGGUAUCAUUUCACCUUAAAAUGGACAUAGUAUGAAUAUGGUUGAUUUUGACUUGUUUGAAUCCUGGAAAGGGUGUAUAUUGUCUUUCUUCAUGUUUAUAAUGUCUUCUUCUUUCUGUCUGUCCUAAAUGCUUAUCAAAGCAAUUUUGCCGAAGGGGCCAAUUCUAUACAAAAAGCACGCUACCAAAUAACCUUAAACACAAGGUUGCAGUAAAACAAUUUUGGCAUUGCCUGAGUUUCAUUUUUUUUUGCAUUGCCUUGACCCAUAGACUGUAGUCGUGCUAUUCAUGAAAACGAGGUUGGCGACAAAAAAAGAAACAAGUAUUUUACUCCAAGUAUUGAAAAACAUCAAGAUUGUAUUAUUAGUACUUUCUUGCACUCAUAGGUUUACUGUAUGUGAAUAUUUGAUCAAUACAUCGAUCAAUGCCCUGCACUUUUGUCAAACUUGUAUCCCUUUUGAAACUGCCACCAUUACACCCCCAACAUCCUGUACCCAAGUGCUUGUAGUUUAUCUAAUGCAGGACAGAAUUAUUUUGCCAUGUUGCAAAUGUGAGCUUGUCAGUUUGUAAGUGAGAGCUUAAGGGAAGAAUAAAAUUCAACUUUUUCAACUCUCAAAAGUCUGGGGAUGGGCAUUAGAUGUGCUAAUGUGCACUCUUUUAUUAUGCAUAUAUCAUGCUGUUUUGUGGGAAUUGCUUCCUCUUCCAGCAAAAGUAGUUGUGCUGUUGAACUUGUGUUUUUUUGCAAAUGUAAAUGUCUAUGUGAGGGACUUGUUAUUGUCCUAUUGAUGUUGUAUUUUCUAAUGUCUGAUGCAUCGGUGCCAAAAGAUCUCUAGCACUGGAUGGGUUCAAAUCUUUCUUCACUUAGUGUUAAGUUCUACAGUGUGUUGAUUAGUCCUGCAAAUGUAUGACGAUCACUAUUGUGAUACAAGACUUUACUUUGGGGGAAAAAAUAAAAAUGCCUUGAUUGCUGUUGAUAUCAAA
Hypomesus transpacificus is the source of this 3032-nucleotide messenger RNA. It is a transcript of the gene pcmtd2a, whose product is annotated as protein-L-isoaspartate (D-aspartate) O-methyltransferase domain containing 2a. Gene Ontology annotation, biological process: protein modification process. The record is from RefSeq and is a predicted model, not a curated record. Gene Ontology annotation, molecular function: protein-L-isoaspartate (D-aspartate) O-methyltransferase activity. The coding region runs from base 530 to 1684 and encodes 384 amino acids. Gene Ontology annotation, cellular component: cytoplasm. The transcript is spliced from 6 exons. Lineage: Eukaryota; Metazoa; Chordata; Actinopteri; Osmeriformes; Osmeridae.